AUGAGGACGGUGCUGCAGAGGGUCAAGUCGGCAUCAGUCACGGUCGAUGGCCAGUUGAUCUCCUCGAUUGGCAAGGGCUUGCUGGUCCUUGCUGCCGUCUCCAAAGACGACACGGAGAAGGAUGUUGAGGCCAUGGCUAGCAAGAUACUCAAGGCCAAGCUCUGGGACGACGAUUCCAAGGACCCGCCGGGCCGCGUAUGA
This is a messenger RNA of Alternaria ethzedia, 201 nucleotides long. RefSeq lists its product as uncharacterized. Gene Ontology annotation, biological process: tRNA metabolic process. Gene Ontology annotation, molecular function: D-tyrosyl-tRNA(Tyr) deacylase activity. NCBI's taxonomy places the organism in Eukaryota, Fungi, Ascomycota, Dothideomycetes, Pleosporales, Pleosporaceae. The record is from RefSeq and is a predicted model, not a curated record. Gene Ontology annotation, cellular component: cytoplasm. The coding region runs from base 1 to 201 and encodes 66 amino acids. The transcript is spliced from 2 exons.